ACGGGCAGCACAUUUGGAUCCGCGAGAAAUCAGUUUGUGUUUGAAAAACACACACGGACCUGAUCAGGACAAAACCUUGACGGUGGUAUUUUGUUAAAAGAUAGCGGAGUUCAUGUAUAUUAUUAAAAAGUAGAACCGUUUAAAAAAGAAACAAACAACCUCGGUGAAAAGGAAGUGCGUCGUGCAACCUCGUGUUUAAGUGCGAGGGUCAUAGUUUCGGAGGAAAAAAGGAAUUAAAUCGAACUAAAGAUGCCUGUUCAGAAGAAAAAGAACGUUUCAGUCUCAGCAGCGCAGAGCAGGAUCCCGAGUCUCAGAUCUGCUGAGAACAAGGUUGAAGGUCCUCAGGUGAAGCGCUCGUCGUCGCCACCUCAUGGAGCUCCAAAAAAGAGGACGGCUUUUAUCGACAUCACCAAUGCUCAUAAAGUCGGGUUCAACUUUCCAGGCAGAAAGAAGAAAAAGGAGGUGGUGAAAAAGAUUAGCUCCUCUUCAUCCUCCUCUUCCUCAUCGUCUGUAAAGAGACACAACAACCCCAAAACGUCGUCUGUGAGCUCAGAGAAGGAGAAGAGUGAUGAGGAGGAGACGCCAGAGGUAGCAGCAGCGCCAGUAGAAGAGCUGGAAGUUGCUGCGCCCUCUGCUGUUAAACUUGUGCCAUCACAUCUUAUCAGACAGGAAAUUCCAGUGGAGUUUGACAUUGACUCUGAAAACUCGGACGACAUCUUCAUGUGUCCCGAAUACGCCAAGGACAUCUUCGACUACCUCAAACGUAGAGAGGAAAAGUUUGUCCUUGACAACUACAUGCACAAACAGCCCACUCUCAGCACAGAGAUGAGGGCCAUCCUCGUUGACUGGCUGGUGGAGGUUCAGGAGAACUUUGAGCUGUACCAUGAGACCCUCUACCUGGCUGUGAAGCUGACAGAUCAGUAUCUGUCCCAGACUGUGAUCCAAAGAGAGAUGCUGCAGCUACUGGGCUCCACCUGCAUGCUCAUUGCCUCCAAACUAGAGGAACGCAGCCCACCAUGUGUUGAUGACUUCCUGUAUAUCUGUGACGACGCAUACAAGAAGGAGGAGUUAAUCACCAUGGAGUGCAACAUCCUGCAGACGUUGUCCUUUGACAUUAACAUUCCCAUUCCAUACCGGUUCCUGCGGCGCUAUGCUAAGUGUGUAAAUGCAGGUAUGGACACACUGACUCUGGCUCGGUUCUACUGUGAGCUCAGUCUGCUGGACAUGGACCUGGUUACAGAGAGGGGUUCUGCACUGGCAUCAGCCUGCCUGCUGAUGGCGCUGCUCAGCAAAGACCUAGGAGGAUGGUCUCCCAUUCUACAGUUCCACUCUGGAUACCAGCUGUCAGACCUGGCUCCUGUAGUGAGGAAACUUUACAUCACACUCUCAGCUCCUCCUGACGAAAAGCUCAAGGCUGUCCGAAACAAAUAUUCUCACAAGGUAUUCUUUGAAGUGGCCUCUCUACCAUUGAUGAAGCUGGACGUUCUGGAAAAGGCUUUACGUCAGUGAAAAGAUGGCUCAGCAGAGAAGUCUGUAAAUAGUUUUGUUGAUAUGUUAAAUAUUUAUUUCCUUUGUCCAGUUAAUUCAUUUUUAUUCAUAUUUGAAAUAAAUGUUUUUUUUAUUGUUUUAACUCCAUGAUGAUUAUCUUUCCUGCUGCAUUUAUACGAUAAAAAAACGUUAAAAGAAUCUGAGCUUUGGAAAAGGCUUCAUGUGAAGUGUCUUUUAGAUGAAUCCCGUGUUUAUCAUGUUCGUCGCCUGUACAAAAUUAUGAUCUUUUACACAAGGGGCUUUGAUUCAAAGUCAAAAUAAAAAUGUUUUUCUAAA
Molecule: messenger RNA, 1824 nt
Organism: Cynoglossus semilaevis (tongue sole)
Lineage: Eukaryota; Metazoa; Chordata; Actinopteri; Pleuronectiformes; Cynoglossidae
Gene: ccnb3
Product: cyclin B3
Exons: 12
Coding region: 250-1509 (419 amino acids)
Biological process (GO): mitotic cell cycle phase transition
Molecular function (GO): cyclin-dependent protein serine/threonine kinase regulator activity
Source: RefSeq, a predicted model, not a curated record